Molecule: messenger RNA, 3199 nt
Organism: Helicoverpa zea (corn earworm)
Lineage: Eukaryota; Metazoa; Arthropoda; Insecta; Lepidoptera; Noctuidae
Product: lipase 3-like
Exons: 5
Coding region: 933-2171 (412 amino acids)
Biological process (GO): lipid metabolic process
Molecular function (GO): hydrolase activity, acting on ester bonds
Source: RefSeq, a predicted model, not a curated record
AAUAAAUAUGAAGAUCACUGGCAAAUGAUAAUAAAUAAAUGAUAAAAAAGAGCUCGAAGUAUUUUUAUACUCUUUUUACGUACAAAAUAAUGACUAUAUUUUUUAAUUAUUUUAACAUAUCAGUCGGCCGGCUAGUUAUUGUCUUAUUUGAAUAAGCCAAUAGGUACCGUGAUAAACAAACUAAUAUGUAGAUAAGAAUAAAUCAAAGAUUAAUCAUAAUAAGUAUCUAUUUUUAUCUUUUAAUUUUUUAUCUUUUAAUUUUUGGUAUGUAUAAAUUCAGUGACCAUGAACUAUAAAUAGGCGGGUAUCGAAAUAUUGAACCUCAUGUUUUGAAUGAACUUAGGUACUACCUAUUUACUUUCGGAUAUUAUGCAGAUAGGUAAUUGGUGUUAAAAAAAUAUUAUAGGUGUAUUUCUCCCUCUAUUGUAAGUAUAUAGGAGCUACUAUUUCUGAAGGCAUCUCUAGUCUAUAUCUUUGUAUACCUAAUAUAUAAAUCGAAUAGGCUCCAGAACUGCUGAACCAAUUUGAAUUGUUUGUAUGUUUUAUCUGGGAACGGGAAGAAGUUUCCUCGAGACGCGGGCGAAACCGCGUGAACAGCUAGAAAUCUCUACUAUGGUUUCCUGCGUAUCUACAAAAGUGCCUAGAAAAACAGAAGCUAUCAUCAAAAGUGCAAACCUAAUAUUUGUAAUACAAUUCUAUCAAGGAAUCUCUAGGAAUCUAAGGAAAUGUAAUAAGUGGGUCAGCAAACAAUAUCCGAGCAUCGCCCUGAAAGUGGCCUUAUCGGCGCUAAUCAAAUAAUCCAGCCCUUAUGAAACUAUUGUCUUAACUUUAGUCAACAGUCUAUCAAAAACAUUUGAUGGCUCUUCACUUACUAUAAAACUAAUUUGAAGUACUGUUCGCAAUUAAAAAUAAAUUCUUCAUCAUCAAAUAAAAUGGUUUGUUCAUCGAUAUUCGUGUUGUGUUGCCUCGCGUUAGUGUGUUUUCCUCAAAUUGUUCUAGCAUUAGUUAAUUAUUCUAUGCCUCCGUAUUCUAAAUAUACUGCUUCGGAUAUACUGGAUGACGCGCGCUUAGACACGUUUUCGUUGAUAAAAAAAUAUGGAUAUCCAUGCGAAAUACAUCGCGUGUACACUGAAGAUAAGUAUAUUUUAGAGGUGCACAGGAUACCUGGCAAGACACCCAAUGCGCCGGUGGUCUUUCUCCAACACGGCUUGUUGUCGUCUUCAGCUGAAUGGGUGCUUAUGACCCCUGGUCGAGGACUUGCAUACAUCUUAGCAGAUGCUGGAUACGAUGUCUGGAUGGGCAACGCACGAGGGAAUACUUACUCCCGAAACCAUGCCUCUAUAAAACCUACAUCUUCCUCUUUCUGGAAGUUCAGCUGGCAUGAAAUAGGUUACUACGACCUUCCUGCCAUGAUCGAUUACGUCAUUAAAGAAACUGGACUUCCUAGGAUCCAGUACAUCGGCUUCUCUCAAGGGACUACAGCUUUCUGGGUUUUGAUGUCAACUAGGCCUGAAUAUAACAACAAAAUUAUUGCUAUGCAAGCUCUAGCACCUGUAGCAUACGUGGGGAAUAUUAAGAGUCCUCUGAUAAAAGCUAUAGCUCCGUUCACUAACUCUCUUGAAAUUGUAUUUAAACUAUUAGGGACUAACGAAAUUCUCCCCAAUGGCAAAAUAAAUGAACUUGCAGGACAGAGCUUGUGUAUUGAAGAAGCCAUCACCCAACCACUUUGUACAAACCUUUUGUUCCUUAUUUGUGGAUUUAAUUCAGAACAACUUAAUACGACAAUGCUGCCAGUUGUUAUGGGUCAUACUCCAGCCGGGGCUUCAACGAGACAACUCAUACACUUUGGUCAAUUGUACAAGUCAGGGAAAUUCGUACAAUUUGACCACGGUUGGCUUACAAACAAACGAAAAUAUGGAACCUACAAACCUCCGGCGUACGACCUGCAAAAUAUCAGGACUCCUGUUUUCCUACAUUACGCUGACAACGAUUGGUUAUCGACCCCUAAAGAUGUUAAAAAACUUGCAAAAGAAAUACCUACAGCAAUUGGUCUUUUCAGAGUACCUUUAUCUAAAUUCAAUCAUUUAGAUUUCGUCUUCGCCAUAAAUGCGACGGAGUUCAUAUACAACCGCUUAUUGAACAUAAUGGCACAAUUCAAAGACGAAGUAUGAACUAACACAUUAUAUUUCACGCCACUUAACACAUACAAAUACAAUUUUAUCUUGACAACGAUGUAUGUUUUCAUCUUCACCUGUUUAAACCUGCGAAAACAAAAUACCGAUUUUUUAUAAAUUUCGUCGCAAAAAUUCAAAUUAGUCAAGUAACGCACAUAUACUGUUAAGUACUUACAUGUACACUCGAAUUAUGAUUCAUGUAUUAAACGAAAGUCCUGCAAUAUAAAGCACGGUAUUAAUUCCGUUUUCAUACGAAAAUUGUACCUACUGAAAAUAUUUUGUCGUCAGACCAAGACCGUACUGUGGAAUUACUUGUCAUAAUGAUAAUAAGUAACCUAGUCUAGGUCAGUAGACGAUAAGGUUUGAAAAUCCUAUAAUAUUUUAAAUUAAUUCAUGCUUACUAUCUACAGGUGUGUCUAAAGAUAAAUAAUCAAAAUCUUACGCAACGUGAAUCAGUACUGGUAUCUGUGAUUGUGGAACACGAAGGCGCAGACUUGCUAGCAUUCACUUUAUGGAAUGAAGCAUUGAUUACAGACUUUUUUUCACGCAACUUUCUCUCAUAAGCUAUACCCAUUUCUCGUUUCACGAUAGCUCCAAAAGUGUUUUGCACUGAAAUGAUUAAUAAAAUAUUUCAACGUGAAAAGGGCUACACUGAAAAAGAUAGAAAUUCGAAUGGAAUUAGAAUGAUUGGGGUAGAAACAUAGAUGCUUCUGAAUUAAGCAAAGUAUCUAGGUAAGUUCCCUCAGGUUUCGAAAUAACUGCUAGCAAGUAUAUAUGCACUCUCCAAGUUUGUCAGCUGCAAACCAAACAGAAUAAUUUAAAUCGUCAUUAAAACACUUUGUUAGAUAUUAAGACUACCUUUAGUUAACAGCACAAUAGGAUCUUCUUUCCUACUACAGCAAUCGCUCUCUCGACUAAGUCGUACUCCUUUAUCUGGGUCGUUAGUUUUAUGUAAAACUUGUAACAGAGAAAUGUGUCUGUACGUCUGAAAAUUAAAACUUUGUAUGAAUACAUGAUUCAAUAAA